AUGGUCAUCAUGUGGCGGCUCGUGCUGGUGAUGAGUGUGCUGCAAGCCAGGUCUGCCGAUGAUGCCUGCGCCAUGCAGCUGAGAGUGCAGAAGACCGAGGUCACCAACCUGAACCCUGCAAACAUCACGGCUACACAGGGAGGUCAUGGGGAGUGUCGGAAAGCGCCGCUGCCCAAGAUCUCGGUCUUGCUGCCCGUGCAGAAUCCGAGCACGGUCGUGCGAGCCAUGCGGUCCAUCUUUGAUCAGAGCGUCAAGGACGACCUGGAGAUCUUGGUGUCCGUCGAGGGUGCCAACAGCGAGGCCGCCGGAAUGGUUCGAAGUCUGCAGCCCCCUGGGACGAUUGCUCUUGACAUCUUCGAGCAGGAACAGCACCUGGGCUACAGCCAGAACGUGAAUUUCCUACUGCGCCGGGCCAGAGGCGAGUUCGUGUCCUUGCUCGCAGAUGACGACUGGCUUCCUCCGAACUACUUGGAGAAACUGCUGCAAUGCUUCGCGGAGCAUCCUGCGGCUGUCAACUGCUAUCCGUACAUCCUCGAGUUCUCUGAGAAUGGCGAGCGUUUGCCAGGCCAAAUUUUUGCGGAUUCAGUUCAAGGGUCCCGACAAGAUCGACUCGAGCAAGUCAUGGAGAACUCGUGCGAUGCGGUGAGUGUCCGCGGGUUGAUCAAGCGCUCCGUCGCAGGCGACAACGUAUUCAUGCCUAGUCAUUACUACAGGGAUUUCAUGGCAGACACAGCGUCCAUCAUGCACCAAGCCGUCGCUGGAGAGCUGAUUCAGGCCGACGUGCCUUACUACAAGACCAUGUACGUUGCCAGCUCGACCCAUGGGACACACCACAAGUGGAGAGAUGCUAAGGAGGAUCUCCGCGUUCGAUCGACCCUGGACUUGCUGGAGACCUUUGCGCUGAAAGCACGACCCUGGCUCCCCGAGGAGAUCGUGCAGCUGAUCCUUCACGAACGGCACGUGGCCAUUCUGGGCGCAGGGCUCCAGGGCCUGACGAUGGCGCUCCUCUUCGAGAGCCACGGCUUUCACGUCACGCUGAUCGACAAUGCCACGGAGAUCAUGGGCAAGAUACACCUGGGCUUCGAGUACAGCGACGACAAGACGCUAGAAACGGGCCGACGCAGGAUGGAAUCUGCUCUGAGCUUCGGAUAUGUUCUUGAGAAGCUGCUGGGCUCGCAGAUCGCGUGGGACAAGAUGAAGUCGACGAAGUUCACUUAUUUGGUUCCGCGCGCUUCUUCGGUGCCACCCCAUGAGCUGGAGGCAUACUUUGAGAAUCUGCAGGGCGCGUAUGAGGACAUCCUGGCCAAGAGUCCUCACCUGCAUUAUCUGGGCGAACGCCCGACGCGGAUCUUUCGAAGAGUGCCGGUGCCUGCUGCCUGGAACAGCAGUGCCUUUGCCGCUGCCUUUGAGACGGAGGAGCAUGCCCUGCGAAGCCCGCUGCUGAAGGACUUGUUGCAGGAUGCGCUGCACUCGCGGCAGAUUGAUACGCUCCUGAACACCUGGGUGUCAGAAGUCCAAAAGCGGGAAGGCAUGUAUCAGAUUGCGACGAGCAAGGGCACUCUCCAUGCCCAGUUCGUGGUGAACUGCCUUUCGGAAGGAAAGGCUGCCGUUGACCAGGCUCUUGGAGUGGACGGCAGCCCGAAACCGGACUGGAGGCUGAAGUUCGGCAUCGAAACAUCUGAGAUCCCGGCCUUAGCAGAUACGGCGUCCGCCACCAUCCUCGACGGUCCGUUCGGCGGCUAUGUGAACUUUCAUCAGCACAAGAAGAUGUACUUCAGCUGGGCCACAGAGAGGCUGACCCCAAUGCCAGCUGACAAGGAUCUACCUGAUGAUCUACCCCAACUGUGGAAGUCCGUUGUGCAAGGUGACGUUCCGGAAGAGCUUCGAGCUUCCAUGGUGAAUGCCCAUGAGGAUGCCUUCAGGAGCCUUCUCAGUUUCAAAACCUUCCAGUUGCCAUGCCCGGACAUCGUCGCAGACCUCAUUCUGGGCACUGGCGAGGACUUUCAGGACCCCAUCCUGUACAAGGAGCAGUAUUUCUCCAUCCGGACAAACUUCGCGUCUGCGCCGUACAAUGCGUGGCUGUUGGAGCAACGGUAUUUGCAACAACAUCACCUCCUGGGCAAUGGUGGCAGUAUCGUUGGAACACAGCUGCACAUCUUCGGCCGGGCCGGUGGGCGUGAGAACGCUGACAUCUGUGGGGAGUAUCUGCACCGCGGGCAUGUUCACGGCCGACCUGUCUACCGCCAGCAGGGCUCCGCCACGGCCAUCCGCUAUUGGCCUUCGCUGCGGCGCUGGGUGAUCGACCGGGAGGGCGUGCGCGACUCCAAUGUCUGCGUGGCAUUCGCCCCCGACUCCGCGGACCUCGCGCACCCGGCACAUCCCGAGCUCAUCUGGCACGUUUGGGAAGCGGCCUCGCAAGCGCACGUCGCCGACUCCGAGGUCAUCUCUGUGGCGGCUCCCCGCACGGUCACGCUGGUGGGGAGGGCAGCAGGUCGAGAUGCCGAGUAUGUCAACGGCCCCUACGAGCUCGCACGCGUGGCGCAUGGCAGGCCUGUUUACGUCCACGCCAAGGGGGAGCUGGGCAUUCGCUACUUCCAAGAGGAGCGGCGAUGGGCGAUUGUGUGGCUGGCGCAGGACAACGGCACCUGCCUCGCCUAUUCAGAGUCCUCGAACUUGGAGCACCCUGGCCACAUUGAGCUGGAGUGGAUGUUCUGGGAGACGCAGCUGCAGACAUUCUGCGCCGACCCCGCUACCAGGACUUUGGUGGCCCCGAGUGUGGUGCGGAUCCUCGGCCGGCGCCCAGAGGCUGAGAAUGCGCGUAUCAACGGGUCGUACUCCCUCGCUGGAGUCAUCGAGGGCCGGCCCGCCUAUGUCCAGCCAGGCACCCGGCACCUCAUCCGCUACUCCUCACGAUCGGAUCGCUGGCUCGUGGAGACAGAUGGCCUAGUUGAGCCAAGCCUCGCCACGAAAUUGUACCACUGGGUCUUUGGUGGAGAUCUCAACGGGGGCGAUCGCUGUGCAGCGUACGCCAAUGCUUCAGCAUCUGAGCAUCCAGGGACGACGAAGUUGGAAUGGUCCAUCUGGGAGAGCAAGCGCGGCUGCUUCAUCUCGGAUCCGGAGGUGCGGUGCACAACGGCCCCGGUGGCACUCCAGGUCUGUGGCCGCGCCCGGCGUGAAAAUGAGUUCAUCAACGGUGACUACCAGCUGGCAGGGAUUCACCUGGGAAGGGUCUUCUACCACAAGCCGGGGAGCCAGUCCGUGAUCCGCUUCUGGCCCGCCAGGAACCGCUGGCUGAUCGAUGGCAACGGCCUCCAGCAGUCGGACGCCUGCUCGGCCUUCGCCGACUGUGCGGAUGAUGGCGAGUAUCCUGGAGACCUCAGCGGCUUUGCCCAAACUCGACAGUAUGGGGAGGAGAUGGCUGCAAAGGCCAGAUAG
Molecule: messenger RNA, 3435 nt
Organism: Symbiodinium natans
Lineage: Eukaryota; Dinophyceae; Suessiales; Symbiodiniaceae
Source: the annotation of a GenBank genome assembly